Alosa alosa (allis shad) is the source of this 679-nucleotide messenger RNA. Its product is annotated as stonustoxin subunit beta-like. NCBI's taxonomy places the organism in Eukaryota, Metazoa, Chordata, Actinopteri, Clupeiformes, Clupeidae. The transcript has 3 exons. Bases 15 to 659 code for a protein of 214 amino acids. The record is from RefSeq and is a predicted model, not a curated record. Gene Ontology annotation, molecular function: protein binding.
CCAUCCUGAGGAAGAUGAACCUCAACGACCUUGCAGGCAAACUAGAGCGAACUGACCAUGCUACUGUAAGCAGAGCACGACCACAUUUGCUGAAAUAUGCCUGUGUGCUCACACUGGACCCAAACACAGCAGGCAAAGAACUCUCUCUCUCUGAGGGGAACAGAAAGGUGACAUUUGUGAGAGAGCAGCAGCUGUAUCCUGAACACCCAGAGAGAUUUGACUGGUGGAGGCCUCAGGUGUUGUGUAGAGAGGGUCUGACUGGACGCUGCUACUGGGAGGCUGAGUGGAGUGACAGAGGUGAUAUGUGGAAUGGGAGUAGAGGAGCUCGUAUAACUGUGGCCUAUAAAAGCAUCAAGAGGAAAGGGGGGGGUGAUGACGUCAUAAUGGGAUGGAAUGCCAAGUCCUGGAGUCUCGACUGCUAUCCUGACAGAUACUCUGUCUGGCAUAAUAAUAAACACACUGACAUACCUGCCCCCUCCUCCCGCUCCAGAACAGUAGGAGUUUACCUGGACUGGCCGGCCGGCACUCUGUCCUUCUACAGCGUCUCCACUAACACACUCACCCACCUGCACACGUUCCACUCCACAUUCACUGAGCCCCUCUAUCCAGGGUUUGGGCUUUGGACUGACUCCUCAGUGUCCCUGUGCCAGAUCACAUGAGCUUCUCCAACAGUAUGUCC